Monodelphis domestica (gray short-tailed opossum) is the source of this 2520-nucleotide messenger RNA. RefSeq names its product vomeronasal 2 receptor 556 (gene VN2R556). Gene Ontology annotation, molecular function: G protein-coupled receptor activity. Gene Ontology annotation, biological process: G protein-coupled receptor signaling pathway. The record is from RefSeq and is marked inferred. Gene Ontology annotation, cellular component: plasma membrane. Lineage: Eukaryota; Metazoa; Chordata; Mammalia; Didelphimorphia; Didelphidae.
GGGUCUGCCCAUGAGACAAAGAAGCUCCCCUGCUUCCACCAGAUUAACCCCAUUGUUUCUCAAGAUGGGGAUCUGGUAAUUGGGAUCUUUUUAUCCUUGUUCUCAGUUGAAGUGAACAGUUUUAUUGGUGCAAAACUGUUUGAAAGUCAUCCAAACAAAGCUUGUAAGCCUUAUCAAUGGCUGCACAAAAAUUAUCAGCACGCCCUGGCUGUAAUGUUUGCUAUAGAAGAGAUUAACAAGGAUUCCAGUCUGUUGCCCAAUAUUUCCCUGGGAUUCCACCUCUACAACAGCUACCACAGUGAUGAGAGAACCUUGGAGAGCUCCCUGCAGUGGCUCUCUGGGCAGGGCCAGUUCACCCCUAACUACAGCUGUAGGGAGAAGGAAAAAUCUAUGGCUGUUAUUGGGGGAACCACUUCAGCUCUUUCUGUCCAGAUGGGGACCCUACUUGACCUCUACAAAUUUCCACAGAUCAGUUUUGGUCCAUUUGAUUCCAUUCUUAACGACAAGAUCCAGUUUCCUUUCCUAUAUCAGAUGGCUCCCAAAGACUCUUCUCUUCAACAAGGUGUUGUUUGCUUAAUGGUAUAUUUUAAAUGGAACUGGGUAGGUCUGAUUGCCUCUGAUGAUAUGAGAGGUGAAAAAUUCCUCUCGGAAAUCAGAAGACAAAUGGCAAAGAAUGAUGUUUGUGUGUCAUUCACAGAGAAGAUCCCGGUCAGUGAAAGAAGAUACAUGGAAUCACAUGACAAAUUCAUGCCCAGGAUCAUAACAUCAUCAGCCAAAGUGAUUGUUAUUCAUGGUGACACAGAUUCAUUAAUGAUUCUGAGAUAUUCCCAAGUACCUCUUCUACCAAUAGAAAAGGUGUGGAUUGCCACAUCCCACUGGGAUAUUAGCAUGAGACCCCUCUAUAGUGAAGGUAAUUCUUUCCAUGGGGCUCUCACAUUUUCAUACUUGACAAGUGAAAUUCCUGGGUUCAAGACUUUUCUCAAGGUAGUUACACCUUCUAAAUACCCAGAUGAUAUUUUACUUAGGGGAUUUUGGCUCUCAGCUUUUAGGUGCCCAGAUGCACCAGAAAAUCCAGAGCAAGAGAUAUGUUCACCAAAUGCUUCCUUGGAUAUUUUGCCUCUGUGCUCUUUUGAUAUGGCCAUGUCUGGCUUGAGUUACACCAUCUACAACACUGUCUAUGCAGUGGCUUGGGCUCUCCAUGAAAUGUUGAUGAGGAAAUCAGAGAAAAAAUCAAUGGUGGAUGAAGAUGAUUUAGCACUUCAUUCAUGGCAGCUUCACUCCUUCCUGAAGAACAUCCAAUUUAACAACAGUGCUGGUGAUCAGGUGUUUGUGGAUGAGAAUAGAAGCUCUGAGGCUCAGUAUGCCAUUAUGAACUAUGUGUUCUUUCCCAAUGAGACUGAUGCUCUGGUGAAAGUGGGCCAGUUUGUCUCCAAGGCUCCACUUGGACAAGAUUUCACAAUUUGUGAAGAUGCCAUAGUGUGGGGCUGGUGGGAUUCAACGGUUCCUCGUGGAGUAUGUAGUAACAGUUGUGAUCCUGGAUUCAGGAAGACCCCUUUGGAGGGGCAGCCUGUCUGUUGCUUUGAUUGCUUUCCUUGUCCAGAAGGGGAGAUUUCCAGCCAUAUGGAUGCAGAGCAUUGUAUGAAGUGCCCAGAAGAUACAUAUCCAAAUAAGCAGAGAGAUCACUGUGUCCCCAAGCCUGUGACCUUUUUGAAUGUGAAAGAACCUCUGGGAAUGACUUUGAUGUGUAUGGCUGUUUCCUUCUCCUUACUGACUGCUCUAGUUCUUGGGGUCUUUGUGAAGUUCCAAGACACUCCCAUAGUGAAAGCCAAUAACAGGACUCUCAGCUAUACUCUCCUCAUCUCCCUCAUCUUCUGUUUCCUCUGCUCCCUGCUCUUCAUAGGUCGUCCUACCACUGCCACGUGUCUCCUCCAACAAACAGUAUUUGGAGUUGUCUUCACAGUGGCUAUUUCUUCCAUUAUGGCCAAAACCAUCAUAGUGGUUCUGGCUUUCAGGGUUAUAAGGCCAGGGAGCAGGAUCCGCAUGUUUGUACAUCCUACAGCGUCCAUCUAUGUUGUUCUCAUCUGCUCAGGGAUUCAAGUGACUUUCUGUGGCAUCUGGCUGGGCACCUCUCCCCCCUUCCCAGAGGCAGACACACACUCUGAAUAUGGCCACAUAAUCCUUAGAUGUAAUGAGGGCUCUGUCUUUGCAUUUUACAGUGUCCUGGGCUACAUGGCCCUUCUGGCUCUGGGGAGCUUUACUGUGGCUUUCCUGGCCAGAAAUCUGCCUGAUGCCUUCAAUGAAACCAAGUUCAUCACUUUCAGCAUGCUGGUGUUUUGCAGUGUCUGGAUCACUUUUCUUCCCACAUAUCAGAGCUCCAAAGGGAAGGCCAUGGUCACUGUGGAGAUCUUCUCCAUCCUGGCCUCCAGUGCUGGGUUACUGUGUUGUAUUUUUAUUCCAAAAUGUUAUGUGAUCCUCCUGAAGCCAGACAGAAAUACUCAGGAACAGAUCAAGAAUAAAUAA